CUCUCCUCCGCUGGCAUCGGCACGAGUCGUGUAGAAUCAGGCCGGACGAUGCAGGACUGUCUGCUCAGGACACGCAUGAUCCCAGUGAGGGAUGAGGAGGCAGAGUCUCAGAGGAAGGCCAAAUCACGGCAGGCCAGACAGACUCGACGAGCUACACAGGGAGUUACCCUCUCAGAGUUGUUGGAGGCAAAGAGAAACUUCAGCCCGUCAAAGCUGGAGAUGCACGCAGGCGAGGCGUGUAGAUCUGCAGAGGGACUGUGUCUCCAGAGAAGAGUCCCCGAGGACACGACAGAAACCGGCCCGUGUCUGAGGGUGGAACAGCUGUCUGACAAACACCAAUGUGAACACCUGGAUGAGCAAGGAAACUGGAAAAGAAGACCAAGAAGAAAACCUGAAAGGUCAUCUUUUUGCCUCUCGUCAUCAGUUAAAGGAGCGUGUGGUUUCACCCCCAGUCUGAAGAGUCACAGCACCUCCAUUGAGUCUGAGUGGAAAGAUGAAAAUGACAACAUCCUUUACGGUACCUCGGAAGCGUCUCUGACACAGCAGCUGACAGAAGACCGUGAUCUCAGCGCUGAGCUGACCGGCCCGCUCACUGAGCAAGAACGGGUGUCAAGGUCAGACUCUAGUGGUGUGGAGUCUCCGUCAGACAGACUGUCAGCCCGGACCAGCACAUACACACGCAAAGAGAACAGACUCGCCUCUCUGAGCAAAACAGAGGACGACUCGGCCAGCAAGGACUAUAAGAAGCUGUAUGAGGACGCACUGACUGAGAAUGAGAAGCUGAAGUCUCGACUGCAGGACAGCAAACAGGAGCUCACCAAACUCCGCUCACAGCUUGACAGAGUCACACAGAAGCAGGACAGAAUAUCAGAGAGGUCCUCUGUAUUUGAAUCAGAGAAAAGGGAAAAAGAAGCUUUGGAGAAGAGGGUUUCAGACAUGGAAGAAGAAUUAAAGACCUUUCCCGCUCUGGCUCGGCUACAGGCUCUCCGCAGGGGGAACGCGCGCCUCCUACAGGAGAAUAAAGCCAUGCUGCGCUCCCUCGCUCGCCUCACUCAGACGGCCUCUCUCCCUGAGACGGACGAUCUCUAGUCCUCCUCUCUAUCUCUCUCUGUCCCUUCCUCCUUCCUGUUCUCCGCUGCACCCUGUAGUCCUCCUCCUCUGUCCCGCUGCUGCUCAACUCUCA
This is a messenger RNA of Sinocyclocheilus anshuiensis, 1183 nucleotides long. Its product is annotated as protein phosphatase 1 regulatory subunit 12B-like. Gene Ontology annotation, molecular function: protein kinase binding; enzyme inhibitor activity; phosphatase regulator activity. Gene Ontology annotation, cellular component: cytoplasm. Lineage: Eukaryota; Metazoa; Chordata; Actinopteri; Cypriniformes; Cyprinidae. The coding region runs from base 49 to 1089 and encodes 346 amino acids. The transcript is spliced from 11 exons. The record is from RefSeq and is a predicted model, not a curated record.